UUUUCAGUACGCGUUUCACUUGCAAAUGGUGUAGACGUAUAGAUUUACCUUUCUUUCGUGUAAUGUCAAUCAAAUUAUUAUCGUGUGAAAAAUAUACCGUUAACAAUCGUCGCUUUGGAUGUUACUUAUAAUUCAACCUUAACUAGUGCGUGGGUGUUAAAACACGAAAUUAAUUUGUCGGAUUGUUUGUGUUUAUUUACGAUUUUACAGGACGGAUAUUUAGGAUUAGAUUAAUCUUUUUUGGCAAACGAUGGUAAUAGUCCGGUGGUCGAAGCGGCGAUCGAUAAGCGAACUGAAUCUCAGAAAACCAUCGGACUGAAUUGGACAAUAUGGCAACGACAGCGAGACGACGCGACCCAGAUGAUGACAUUGCGGCAAUAGCAAAACAGAUAUCCGACCAAGCGGAAGCGAUCUAUCAAAACUGGAAAUCAAGAGGUCUGGCACCUGCCGAAUUAAUAAACUGCCAUGCCGCCGGAGACACAUCGAGACUGGAUUCUAUGUUAAAACCGCAGACGCUAGCAAAACCGUCGAUUGAACUUUUGGCGCAGGCACCGACGAUGGACAACAGCAAACUGCAGAAGCUCGUCAAGAACUUCGUCGUCGAGGAUAAGGCGAGACUUGCAGCUAGGAACAAGAACAUGGCGUCCAGUAUACAAUACGCUCUACAGAAAUUUGAGAAAAACACGCAGCCGGAAGACGAUUUUGUUAAGAAAGUACCGGCGCGGGCGAAUUUCUCUAACGCCGUUUCGGUAUCCACGCCCACUCCUGUCGUCCAAGUAUCACCCACGAGGCCAACAAUAGGCCAAAAACCACAAAUUUCUCCAAAGCCCCGUUUCGCAGACACUAUUGAAAUCACCUUACCCGCAGAUCUUCCCACAUCAGGCCACCAAACAUGGCCUUUGAAAAAUAAAGUUAUAACCACAGAUGCUGUUAAAAAGACAACGGCUACUGAAGUAAAACCGUCGACUCACUACAACACACUUCCUUCAAAAACACAAGCGUACAUCGAUGAAGUCGCUCUGGAGGAGAAACGUUUAAUUAACGCCUUAAAGAACGGAGUAAUCAUCACCGAAGAACCACCUCCAAAUGUAAUUCCAACCAAGUCGAAAGAAACAGAGCGUGAGGGUACAAGAUGGGGGUUGCGCAACGUUAAACGACCCGAGCAACAAGUUCCCCAUCCAGAAUUAACAACCACCCAAAGACAACACCUCAGACUGAAUGCGUCAAAUCCCGUUCGGCCAUUUUUAACCAAAGGAUCCGUGGCCGAGCGAGUACUAAUCUUCGAACGCUGUCCCAGUGAUUUACUAUUAGACAAGCGAGUGCGAGCGCCUAUUAUACAGCCAAUCAAACCUCAGGUUCCUUCGAAAGAGCAACAGUUGCAGCACACCACGUUACAAAGACACGUCAGGGCACAUCGUAACGUUCACAUACCACGCUUCCACUUUCCACAAGGGAAACCUAGUCCGCCCGAUCAACUGGAUACGGUCAUCGCGAAUGUCACCGCUGCAUUUGCGACAAUUGGCGACAGAGCGUCUAGGGAGCACUUUGUUCAAAUUACCAAAGCGUGUCAGCUACCUCUCUAUUGGAAGACCCCACUGUACCUCGCCGCCUGCGCGGAUAAAGGCAGUUGCACCUUGGAGCAAUUCCUUACCUUUUGGAAAACAAUGUCCACAUCGUGCAACGAUUUGGCUUCUCGUUUCAUUUACAUACUCACGCGCGGUCGGCGUUCGUGGUUGGGACCGGAAGACUUCAUUCCUCUCGUCCAGGACGUCGUCGAGACCCAUCCCGGUUUAACAUUUCUUAAGGAAGCCACCGAAUUUCAUUCGCGCUACGUUCAUACAGUUAUCGCCCGCAUUUUUUAUUGCGUUAAUCGAUCUUGGUCGGGCCGUAUUACAACGCCCGAGCUUAGGAGGUCGAAUUUAUUGAAUGUAAUACAGCUGCUGGAGGAGGAGGAGGACAUCAAUCAGAUUACUUCGUACUUCAGCUAUGAGCAUUUUUAUGUUAUCUACUGCAAAUUUUGGGAGUUGGACCGAGAUCACGACUUGUAUAUUGAUAAGCAGGACUUAGCGAGACAUAGUGAUCAUGCUUUAUCAACUCGAAUCAUAGACCGAUUAUUCAGCGGGUGCGUAACACGCGGACGUCGAGCGAAUCACGAAGAGAAAAUGUCCUAUACCGAAUUUGUGUGGUUUCUAUUAAGCGAAGAGGACAAAACGCAUCAGACCGCAAUCGAGUAUUGGUUUAGGUGUAUGGAUGUCGAUGGCGACGGCUAUCUGUCGAUGUACGAGCUGGAAUACUUUUAUGAAGAGCAAAUGCAUCGAAUGGAAUCAAUCGGAAUUGAAACUUUGCCUUUUCAAGAUUGCUUGUGUCAAAUGUUAGAUAUGGUGAAACCCAAAGUUCCUGGUCAGAUUUCGCUUAGCGAUUUAAAGAAAUGUAGAAUGACGCCUAUAUUCUUUGAUACGUUCUUUAACCUUGAAAAAUACCUGGAUCACGAGCAAAGAGAUCCAUUCGCCUCGCAACGUGAUCACGAUAUCGAUGGACAAGAGAUGUCCGAUUGGGAUAGGUAUGCUGCGGAAGAGUACGAAUUGCUGGUGGCCGAAGAGGGUAAUGACCAACAGGACAGUCUCUCGUUCGAUGAAGGGAAUGACGAAGACCUUCUCUCGCAGAAUCUCGAUGUUGUGCUGGACGUAUCCGACGCUCCAUGUGGCCUUUCAGACGAUAGUGAUGAAUGUAGUAUUUAGCGAGAACCAGUUUGUCUUUUUUAAUUUUGUAGUUUUGUGGUAGAGACGUUUUUCUAGUCCGUUAGUCGUAAAAGGUGAUUACAAUAAAAUUUUGUUAGGCAAAGUAUUUUACUUAGAAGAAUGUGCUACUGUUGUAGUAUUUAUUGUUUUUAUAUAUACAUUGAUAUUAUAAUGAGAGCGUUAGUGGAUAGUAAAUUAUCGUGGUAGACGUAAUUUUUGUAUAGCCCUUACAAAGUAGAUUGUUAGAGAAAUAUCCUGGUUUCGUUUUUUGAAACUGUUACACUUGUAAGAAAAGUCGUUAUUUUUCGUGUUGUAUUUAAUGUAUAAUAUUUUGUAAAAAGGAUCUGAUUUUUGAAAAAUUUUUAAUGUAAGUAUGGAGGUGUGCGAAUGUGUGUCUCAUUAUUGUUUUGAAGGGCAAACUUUAAGACUUUACAUUAGCAGCUGUUUGUUAAAAUAUGUAUAGUUUAGCAUAUUAACUUCAUUUCAAUCAAAAAAGAGUUACUAGUCAUUUUCUUCUAAAAUAUUUAUGUCUUAAUUUGUGUAUGUUAUAUAGAAAUUUGUUUACUUUAUAGACCUAAUAAUAUAUACUUGGUUUUCA
Molecule: messenger RNA, 3336 nt
Organism: Photinus pyralis (common eastern firefly)
Lineage: Eukaryota; Metazoa; Arthropoda; Insecta; Coleoptera; Lampyridae
Product: serine/threonine-protein phosphatase 2A regulatory subunit B'' subunit beta-like
Exons: 10
Coding region: 330-2738 (802 amino acids)
Biological process (GO): protein dephosphorylation
Cellular component (GO): protein phosphatase type 2A complex
Molecular function (GO): calcium ion binding; protein phosphatase regulator activity
Source: RefSeq, a predicted model, not a curated record